AUGGUUGUAAGUUAUCCGAUAUGUGUGCCCUCACACUUGCCUUCGGUUUUCCGCCUUUUACCUCCCUGCCUGCCUCCACCAGACAAUGACGGUCGGAAACUCUACGUCGUCAGAAUGAACGACGCGCCGCCCGUGCUCUCCUACGAGGGCGGCAUCGCCGGCUUCGACGCGACCGCGCCGCCGCCAAUCGCGGAGGCCACGCAGGCGCUCGCCAAGUCGCUGAUAGGCGCCGCGAGUGCGAUGAUGAGCGGAUUGUCACGCAACGGGCUGCUGCGGAAGCUGCGAAACCGCGUGCGAUUCAACGCGCGGUCGCCGCUGGUGAAGAAUUUCGUGAGCUUUCUCAAGAAGCGGCACAAGAGCGCCGUGCAGAAGGCGGAUAUCAGCUCGUCGCAGAUCGUGCACAGCUACACGUACGUCACCAACUCGUUCACCGCGCGCCUAUCGCCGUCCGAGGUCGAGCGCCUGCAGAGCGAUCCGACGGUGGAGGACAUUCGGCGGCCCGGCUUAGUGACGGGGUUCACGAGCAGCGCCAUGGAUUUCCUCAACGUGCCAGGUGGCACGUGGCCAUUCGUCGGCGGCCCGGAGCACGCUGGCGAGGGAAUCGUCAUCGGAAUCGUAGACACGGGCAUCUGGCCGGAGCAUCCCUCGUUUGCUGACGAUCCCACGAAUCCAUACGGAGUGCCACCAAAGACGUGGAAGGGCGGGUGCAACGCGACGGACGAUUUCCCGCCGUGCAAUUCGAAGCUCAUCGGCGCGCAGUGGUAUGUCGAUGGGCUGCUGAGCGAACAAGACCCAACAGACGUAAACUCGCAAAUCGAUUGGAUGAACGAGUUCCAGUCACCUCGCGACGCUACUGGCCACGGCACCUGGUGUGCGGGAGCCGCAGGGGGCAACAGGAACAUCCCCAUCAUGCGUGGCAGCCAGUCAUUGGGCAACGCCACGGGUGCGGCGCCGCGCGCACGCCUGGCGAUGUACAAGGCGCUCUGGAACACCCCCAACGGCGCCAUUGGCUCGUGGGCAGACGUGCUCGCAGCCGUUGAUCGCGCCGUGGCGGACGGUGUGGAUAUCCUGAGCCUCUCCAUCGGCGCGCUUCCUGAUUCUUACUUUGAUGAAGUGCCGCUGCUCAAUGCUGCCAGGGCGGGUGUGUUUGUGGUGCAAGCAGCAGGCAACAACGGCAUUCCGCCGCCCUACUCGCUCACGCCCGCCCUCAUCUCCGUCUCGCCCUUCACCCUCACCGUCGGCGCCAGCACUAUCAGCCGAACGUUCCCGCCCCUUGCCCGCCUCACCUUCGCAAAGAAGAGCCUGUAUGUGGACGGCGGGACGUGGCGGGGCGGCGACGACAGCACGAAGGACAAGGAGAUCGUUCUGGGCGUGGAUGUGAAGAGGCCCGGGGCGAGAGAUAGCGAAGCGGAGCAGUGCAUUUCAGGAUCGCUGGCAAGCUGGCUGGUGCAGGGAAAGAUGGUGCUGUGUGUAUCCGGAGGCAGCUCAGCAGACGAAAAGGCAUCCUUGGUGGCGGCUUCAGGUGGAGCGGCCAUGCUGCUGGCGCCAUCGUCCCCGUCUGCAACUACUGAGACGAUCAACUUUGACUUCCCUGCCAUCUCCAUGACCUACACGGACGCAUUCAGCAUCCGCCAGCUCAUCAAGGCCAACGCACCCUCCACGUGA
Molecule: messenger RNA, 1665 nt
Organism: Closterium sp. Naga37s-1
Lineage: Eukaryota; Viridiplantae; Streptophyta; Zygnematophyceae; Desmidiales; Closteriaceae
Source: the annotation of a GenBank genome assembly